Manduca sexta (tobacco hornworm) is the source of this 15497-nucleotide messenger RNA. RefSeq lists its product as uncharacterized. NCBI's taxonomy places the organism in Eukaryota, Metazoa, Arthropoda, Insecta, Lepidoptera, Sphingidae. Gene Ontology annotation, biological process: regulation of transcription by RNA polymerase II. The record is from RefSeq and is a predicted model, not a curated record. Gene Ontology annotation, molecular function: DNA-binding transcription factor activity, RNA polymerase II-specific; RNA polymerase II transcription regulatory region sequence-specific DNA binding.
CCACGAUACAGGCCGUUUGCAAAACAAAAUAACACAAUAACUAUAACCGUUUUUGUAGUGAUAGAUAAAAUAUGCGUUGCGGGUGUGAACGUGGCUGCAGAAGGAAAGUGUGUACGGAUAUGUGAAACCAGUAGAAAAAACAGCGGCAAUCGGCGCGCGGUACUCCCUAAGCGGUGUUCGGCGGGCGAAUGAUUCUUGGAUUGGCUGCAGGCCGCGCUACCGAAGCCCUGGGCGGAGGGGCGAGGGUCCCCGUCCUUGCAUCGCUACAUGUCGCUCCGCUCCACAGUCGCCGUCCGGUGUCGACAGAGACGAACAAAGAAUAGCUAUAAUAAAGAACUAUAACCACACAGGGCACAUUGGAGCUCUUCAAAAUGAGCGUAGCCAUAUUGGUGUAUAGCGGAGUUUAGAAAUAAAGUUUAUUGAAUUUGAUAUAGACUCUACAGCAAUCAAUAUGGAGUCGGAAUACGAUCAGAAGUUCGAGGAUAUGAAGAAGUACAUUCCAUUCUUGGAGAGUAUGAUCAAAAGAUUGGAAAGUACGAGCUCGUUAUCAGCGAAUCCUCGCCAAGCCCAGCUCGAUAAAAUAAGAUCUCUUAGAGAUUUACUAAUGGAUAAGAAGAAAAGGAUGAAAAUGGAAAAUUUGCUGAAAUGUGAACAAGUUUUGAUUAAUUUGUACGCCAAAGUUGAACAGAGAGACACCCAACCAACUGCUAAACAGAAGUCAGGUGAAAUUGAUUCCUCCAGAAUGGACAGCAAUUCACAAUUGGAGAUAGUAAGAAAUAAGCUCAAACGUGUAAUAAAAAUACAAGAUGGCGCAGAUACAUUGCCGGAAAUUGUUAGAGCGAGUGACGUCGAAGACAUUUGCAUGAGGGGUAGUGUAGAACCUGCUCUAUUUCAAAGAAGACCACACAGAAAAUCGCCUACUCUUUCAGACGUCUCUUCUAGUUCGCAAGAGAAAAAGAAAUCUCCAGAACAAAAUUCUAAACGGAAAUAUACACGCGUAUUAUAUUCGCCAGAGCCAAGUACGAGAACAAGACCAACAAAUCAAGAAACCUCAUUAGAUCCAGUCCUUUUUAGUCGAAGAUCGCCCAAAAAGUCUUCUUCGCACAGCAAAAAAGAUUCAAAAAAGGCUUCCAGUACCAAAACAUCGUCGAAAAAAACAAAAGAUUUAAAUAUAACAUUAAAUGUACCGGAAGAAAGUUUAAAUUCCUUGAAUACAAAAGACAUAUUGUCGAGAAUUAUUACUUGUAAUGACAACGAUGUUGAUAUUGAAACUCUGAGAGGACUUAGAACGCAAAUACUCAGUGAACUUAAACAAACCGGUGCCAAUGACGAUAUUUCGGACCUUAUAUUAAAGUCAUACGCUGAAAAAAAAACCGUUAAACCUAAGGAGGAAAUAGAAGAAGGAGAACUGUCUGAUAGUGAAAGCGAAGCAAUAGAGAGUAUUUAUGGAAGUUUAGUGCUUGUCGAGAAAGAUAAAACGAAGAGCGAAGUGAAAUCUAUCCAAGAAAGUAAUCAACCGCGUAAAAUACAAAUUUGUCUAGUUAUCAACUCGAAAGAAAGUGAAUCUUCCAAUAAGACGUCAUCAAAACAAAUCCAAAAUACCAUUGAUGAUGAAUGUGACUUAGAGAUGUUUAUUGAUACAGAGAGUAAGAAAAUAGAGCCGAAGAGUGAACAAUUUCCUAAAGAAGAAAAAGCUAAAUCCACAAUCGAUACGAUAAAUGAUUCUACAGCGGAUGUGCUCGUUAUAGAUGAUGAUGACCCAGUUGAAAUUAAACAAGAAUCGCAGAAUAUAAAAAAAACCGAUACCAAAAAAAAUGAUGAUAAAGAUAUAAUUGGAACUGCUACAAAGGAUGAUAAGGUUGUUGAUAAAAAGCGAGUGAGUGAAGCGAAUAAAGACGUCACGAGUAAGAAAACAAGUGAUAAGAUUGUUCAUAAUAAAGAAGCUAAUUUAAUAAUUAAAGAUGUAGUGAAUAAGAAAACAAGUGAUAAGCUUAUCGAAAAAGAUGAAACUAUUGAAAAUAAGGAUAUAAAAAGCAAGGAAAAAACUGAGGACGUUUUUAAUAAAAAAUACGAUUGUGAAAAAACUAACGAUGGGUCUCCAGACAAAAUUAAAGAUAAUAAUACAAAAUCUGAUUCAUCUCUUCUAUUUAAAGCUAACUUUUAUAAACCGAUAUUAGAAGAAGAAAAUGCAGGGUCGCCUGAUAGCUCAGUUGUAAAUCAAAAAGACAAUAGUAUUUUACCCCUUGAAACUUCGAAGUCGUUAUGUACUGAUAUAUCAAAACUAAUUAACAAGAAUGAAUGUGUUGAAAUCCCCUUGUUGAACGAACCUAUUAUUUCUAAGAAACCUAUAGAAAAAGAUAUUGAUUCUCAAAUCGACAUUUUGCAGGCACUUAAAAACGAAAUAUUGAGUGAUAAUAUAAUGCCCACAUCACGUCUCGAUGUUGUUACACCCCCACUUCACCAACCUAAGCUUACCAAAAUGUCCCAUGAUCAGGGACUUAUGCCCAAAAAGAGAAUAUCUAUUGAAAAAUAUAAGGAAAAAACAACACCCGUAACGUUGAGCCUUUUUCCUAGUGGUAAGCUUAAGUCGCCACUUAGAGAUGACGGUGUUAAAAAGCAAAGUUUAAAAUUAACGGAAAAAGAAUGUGAAAGAUUUAAUUUUCCUGCAAAAUUAGAUAUCAAUGAUGAAGUAAGUUCUGAGGACGAAGUGCGAAAGGGAUCAGAUAUGACAAUUGAUGAGAUAUAUUCCAAUUUUGCUCCAAAAUCACCAGAUCACGAAGAUACACGGUUUAUAGGAAAAACGCAACCAGUCAUUAUACCUAUUGAUCCGGUUAAGGCGUCAAUAGUAAAUGUUAAAGCAGAUGUCGAUAUGAGAACAUUGUUGCCUCUGCUAUCCCCCAAGGAAACUUCAGUGGCUGGUAAUACAACACCAUCAUCUUCUACUUUCCAAAAGAGUAAAGAUCUUAAUAAGCAAGAAAUGAAAAUAUCUAAAUCAACGACUUUUCCGAGUAACAAUUUUGGUCCUAAUAUGACUCCUAGAAGUUUUGAGGUAAAUCAAUUAUCUGACUUUAACACUACUAAUUCGCCCCGCCAGCACGUAUAUGCUCCUUCCUUUUCUUUGUGCGAUUCGCGUGAUGCAACUGAACGCUCAGUUUUGAAUGAUGUGAGUUCUCCACUCGAUUCAGAAAUAAACAUAGGAAUGCGAACAUCUCGUCGGAAUGAUAAUGAUCAUGAUUCAAGAGGUAAUAUUUCACAUGCUGAUAAACACAGUGACAGGUCUUCGGUGAGCAAAAAUGAUGAUAGUAUGCAGGGUCAUGAACCUAUGACACCUUUACCUGUAUUUGGGUGGUCUGAAAGCCUAUCUACGCCUAAUUCAUUUGUAAUGUCUGAAGGACCGAAACCACUUAUGAAUUUUGGAAGACUAGAUCGUCCCACAACGCCGAAUCAUCCCUUUGGUAGAAAUGAUUGCCCUACGACCCCGAUACACCCAUUCGGCCGAUCAGAUUGUCCUACCACCCCAAUACAUCCAUUCGGCCGCUCAGAUUGUCCUACGACCCCAAUACAUCCAUUCGGCCGCUCAGAUUGUCCUACGACCCCAAUACAUCCUUUCGGCCGGUCAGAUUGUCCUACGACCCCAAUACAUCCAUUCGGCCGAUCAGAUUGUCCUACGACUCCAAUACAUCCAUUUGGACAAUCUGAUUGUCCUUCAACACCGAGUCAUCCAUUUGGAAGGUCGGAUAUACCACCAGCAUCAAGCCAUAUGUUCGGGAGGACUGACUGCCCCGCAACGCCUAGUCACCCGUUUGGAAGAAUGGAUUGUCUGCCAACACCAAACAAUCCCUUUGUAAGAAUGGAUUUUCCUGUUGCGCAAAGUCAAACAUUUGGAAUGUCGGAUUGUCCUACCACGCCUAGUCAUCCAUUUGGCAGAUCUGAUUGUCCUCGAACACCUAAUCAUCCUUUCGGGAUUUCAGAAUGUCCAAACACACCUAGCCAUCAUUUUGGCCAUGUUGACGGUAGCACGACUCCGAACUACUCAUUUAGUAGAGCAGAUCAAACCCAAAAUACGUCCAUUAACCAACAGUAUUCAAAAGAUCCAAGAUUAAACAGACGUUCCGAAUCACGACCCCAACGCGAUGAAAGAGAUAACAGGAAUUAUAGUAACAGACGUUUUAAUACGGGAAGUUAUUACCAAACGCCAAAUAGAUCUUAUGGUAGAUCAGAAUCCUAUAGAAAUUAUGACAGAGAUGAUGGACGUGACAGAGAGAGAAGUAGAUCGACGUCACAAAAUGAAAAAAGUUUUGAGUGUGCAAGGUCUAAGGAAAAUAGAGGAUAUGUUUCAGAUAAACGAGGGUCAUAUUAUGAUUAUCGAUCGAGGCGUGGAGAAAGAGAUCCAGACGAUAUAUAUCGACGAGAUAAAAGCGUAGGACGGGACCAAGGGACUCAAGAAAAUUUACCAUCUCGGUCUAGAGCCCACAGUGUCAGUAAAAACGAUAACAAGGAAAAAGAAAACGAUAACAGGCUUUCGGUUAAAUCACACGCGGGGCGAUCUUUUACUAUUGACACAAGUGUAAAUUCAACAUUCCAAGAUAUAUUAAAAAAGAAAGGAUUAGACGUAGUUGAUCAAUCCUUCGAUUCACGCAGACAACGAGCAUCAAGUUUGGGACGUUCUGACUCUUGUUUCGAUGCAGAUAGAACAAAGAUGCAAUUUGCUGAUGAUUCGAAAUACAGAAGUAAGACUUACAAACGUGCUUCUAGCGUAGGAAAGGAUUUGUUAUGUGACAAAAAUGACAGUUACGAGAAAGUAAAAACGGACUUGAAAAACUAUCAAAAGAAUCUUAUUAGUCAGAACGAAAAGCAACCAGUUACAAAAACUCUAAUAUCAGAAGAUAAUAAAGUUGAAAAAAAAUAUACUGAUAGUACAAAACAUAAGUCUGUGCCUAGUACCACAAAAACAAGUAAACAGGCAUAUUCCCCUAAAAAAAAUUAUCGAGAUCCACGCAUGCGCAGGGAUUAUGAAGAUAAAAAUAGCUGUCGGAGCAGUGGACACUCUUAUGACAAAAAGAAACAUGGAAUUAAUUAUUCUAAUGAUAAUCUCGCCAAAGGUGCGGUUUUGGGAUCGGGUUAUGGUGUAAAGAAUUAUAAAAUACCAAAAAUAAAACGAGUUAUUAAUGAUGAUGAAGUUAAGCAGGUCGAAGAAAAAAAUGUUCCAGUUGAAAGAACAGUAAAUAAAGUUGAUUCAAAAGCCAUUAUAAGUAAGAAACAGUAUUUAAAUGAUGAACAAAACACUGCGCUAGAAGAAAGUCCAGGAAGGAGGAUAACAAGGUCUUUAAAAAAGGAUAAAACGGCGGAUACUUCCACUAAACGUGAUGGAUUUGAGGUUAGAAAAUCAAAGAGGGUUGUAAUAUACGACUCAAGUUCAGAUUCAGAUUUAGAGUCAAAAAACAAAGACUCCGUGGAUAGUGAUAUUCAAUCGAAUGCCGCAAAGGAACCUAGUAAAUUAGAAUAUUUUGAAACUAAUAAAAAUGAACAGACCGCAAAAGAUUCGACAACAUUUGACAACCAAUCACUUUUUGAUAAAUUUGUGUCAGAUCCCGUAAUUGAUAAUAUCAAUGCUUUAAUAGCAGACCUAGAUCAUCACAUAGAUAACUCUACAACUAAGGAAAGUGAAAACUUAAACAAAGAUAUAGAUAUGGACUUAGGUAGUACUGAUAAUUCGGAAGAAAUAUCUUUAUCAAAAGAACUCACUUUAGAUUCUACUAAGAAAGAUAUUACUGCACAAACGAAUGUUGUAGAAGAGUCAAUUAAAAAUGAUAUGCAAGAAAAGGUUGUUAGCUGCGUUAAUACGUCAUCUAAUACCUCGCUAUCAAAUUUAGAUGCUACUAAUAAUGAAAUGCCAAUUAUUCAAGAAACGAAAGACAUUAAUAUUAACAAAAGCCAAGAUGAUGAUCAUAAAAUUUCUAAAUUGGAUUCAGAGAUACCAAGUGACGACAAAAUUGUCGCAGAUAUUAACAAAAUGAACACAAAUAAUGACGCGAUAGUCUCAACUACAGAUAAUGGUAAAGAUAUUAAUAACACUGCACUUGAGGAUGAGAAAGUGAAGCCUGUUGAAAACCUGGACGUAAAUUACGAAACAUCUGCGGCUGACAGCACAAAUGAGGUAACUAUAGGAAAGACCAAAGAACAGAAUUUACCAGAUAGUACGAAUGACAUGCAUAAUGAAAUGAAUUCUCUUGUUUCAUCCUCACUUAGUUCCGCGGAAACAAAGGAUUUUGUAGACCCUAACUUGUCACAAGAUCCCGUACCACCUCUUGAUUCAAUAGGCAGUCUUUUGUCAAUAUUACAAGACAAGUCCAAAAUACAUCAACUUCUUAAUAUGCUUGGAGAACAAUCUGGUGAUAACGACAAAAUAAAGAGAAAGUUAGAAAAACUCAGUGAAAUAGCUUCCGACGACGAAGAAGAAGUUUCUGAGCAGACAGUGAACAAAACAGAAAUUUCGCAUGUUACCAAUAAAAAAUCUGUUUCAGAGAUAAGCAAAGCUGUUGUUGAUGAAAAAACUAGCUUACUAAUAUCUUAUAAUGAUCAAGCUGACAAUAAAAUAGACAGCGAAGAACCAGCAAUACAUGAUGCGGAAAGUAAUGAAAAAAAUGUUGGAGACACAUUGAAUCGUGAAUCAGAUGAUCAGGUUAUGACUAAAGAUAGCAAAGAUUUAAAGGAUGAAACUGAAACAGUUUUGAUAAAGAAAGGGAAAGGACCUAGAAAAGGUAAGGGAAAAUUCGCUAAGGCAAAAAAAACGCAACGUACAACGCGUGCAGGGACUGGGGUAGUUACAAAAAAGCCGACGAUAAAAAAGCCGUCUAGGGAAUUGUUAAAGCUACGAGAAGAUAUUAAAGAAAUGUUCUUGACUGAUGAAAUGUUAAAUUCAACUGGCAUUAGAAUGUGUCGGUUAGCAAAGUUAGUAGAUGAAAAAAGUACUAAUCGGAAGGAAGAGACAACACCAUCGGAGCCAAAACCAGUUGUUGUUUUAGAAAAAUUUAAAAAUAAGAACAAAACUGAAGAGUCACUUGUAACAGACAAAAUAACUAAGAAGAAAUCAUUACAGAAAGUUAAACGUAAAGUUUCGUCAUAUGAUGAUAACACAACAAAUGAAGAAUGUAGUACAUCUCCUAGUAAAUCAAAACUUUUAUUGAAAAAUAAUUCAGUGCCGAUAAAAGACAAAUCAAAGGCAAAAGCUUCUAAACAAGAAGACAUAGAUCCUUAUCAGUUUGAAGUAGAUUGUGUUGACACAAGUACGCCAAAGGGGAGUGACUCUGAGGAAGCAUCAGAUGAUGAGAUCAAUUCAUUAGGUUCGUCAAAAAGUUAUGGAAGCAGUGAAUUAUUAGCAGAUCUAAAAAAAGCCAAACCUAAACGUCGAGGUAAAUCAUGGCAAACUGGCGUUAUUAAGACUAAAUCUAAAAAGAAGAAACAAGCUAAACCGGCUGAAAAAACUUCAGAUAUUGGGUCGUUGAAUAAACGAAGUAAUAUUGUUAUACCAGACAGUCAAUGUUUUGUCGAUAAGUUUUAUUGUUUCGAAAAAAAUGUUACUUCAUACUCAUGUCGUUUGUGUGAAUACAAUGGCGAAGACAUUGUUCUCCACUAUAAAAAACAACAUCCACACACUGAAAUACCUCUGUCACGAAUGAACCCGGGAAUAGCUAAAGAAGCCAUCGAACAAUGCCAAGAAGUCAAUUUCCCGGCCAUAAGUAAAAUAUCUACGGAUAGAUAUGUAUGUAGAUUCUGUUUCAAAGAAUUUUCAAAAAAUAAAGCAGUACUGGAAACUUUCUUCUGGCAUGUCGUUAGUAUGCACACAGGUGAAUAUAAACAAACGUGUUCGGAAUGUGCAAAUGAAACUUGUCAUUUCACCUUAGACAUACCGCCUCCUCCCAAAGAUAAUACCGGGCAACUCAUAGGUUACCUGUGCGGUAAAUGUAAUUUUACGCAAGUAUCAUUAGAGAAUCUUAAAACGCACGUGAUUGGCCGUCAUAAUGAUGAACAGACAGAUGUUUACACAAUCAACUUAGCUGCGAUGACAAAAAAGAUGUUAAAGACACUUGCAAAACAUCAAGCAACGAUAGCGCCGCGUGUUUUAAGAAGUUCGCAUUCAAAUCGAAGCAUUAGCGAAUCUACUGAUGAGCAGAAAAAUGAUGAAACAGAUGAAAUUGCCGAUACCUCUGCCGUUUCGGAAUUGGCCUCAGAAAAGGAAGAAAAAACGAUCACUGUUAAAACUGAAAAGAAAAGUAACAUUACGUCUAUGCAAUCAAAAAUCACUUUCGAAAACGAAGAAAACUUACCACUUCCAUCCAACAUGGAGGUCAAUUUUGGUUCAGUAGAAAUAAAGAAAGAAACUAUCGAGCUGCCAGUCACUGACCCGCCAACUCGUGUAUCAGAUCCUGUAGAACCGGAUGUUACGGAAGCCAGCAAAACACAAAAUGACACCACUUUACCUGACGAUAUCAUGCUACAUGCUCAUUUCAAAAUUUGUUACAAAAAAUCUGGCGCUAAGGAAUAUGUCUGUUGUAUUAAUGGAAACGACAAUCAUUACAAAACAACUUUGUUGAUAUCUCUGAAAAAACAUGUUCAAACCAAACACAACGAGCGUUGGGAUGGCUACUGCAUUCUGUGCAAAGUGAUUGUGACGACCCAAGGUGUACAUAAUUUCAGAGACUGCCUACACCAUUUCCUUGAUAAACAUAUGGGUGAAUUCCCAGAGUUAGAAGUACCCACCGAAGUACUAAGUACUCCUACUGAAUCGUUAAAUAAUGAUCUUCCAAGUAACAGUUCAAAUAUUACAGAUGUUUCUAAACCAUAUAUAAAUGUACGUCCAUUAAAUCAACUGAUAUCUAGCCGCCUAGAAACCGAUAUUCGCGAAGAUAGCCCAGUACAAUUUCCUAAAAUACAAAGCGUGGUGAGCCUCGGGGGUCAAGUAGGCCUAUCGAGCGCAAGCCCUAGCUAUCCAUCAGUUUUGAGUACAGAGGUACAAGAAGACAAGCAGUACAGGUACGAAGAUUGGCAAGCAGAAAUAAUGUCUAAGAAACAUCGCGUAGUUCUGAACGCAAUGAUGGCUGAACAGAAAUUAGUUAAGGUGUUUAAAUGCACUGGCAAGUUUUGUUCUUUCACAACUGACGAUGCUGAAUUUGCGCUUCUUCACGCCACAACCCACCAGCGUAUUGGUGGUGAGGGCGCGCUCAACUGUUCUUAUUGUGAUUUCGAUGCCUCCCACAACGGGAUUGACUUGGUCAUGCACGUGUUCCAAGCACACGGAAAUUGCUCUUACUCGUGCAAAUUGUGCUUCUAUAGAGCUGCCUCUAGCCAGUUAGUGAGCUCUCAUAUCAGUAGAUUGCAUAGUGAGCGGCAGUCUUUUGAUGCUAUCCUCCAUACAAAUACUAUGACUGCAACGGCUAAGGAUGAUAAUUUGAUGUCGAGGGAAGCAGCCGUGCCUAGCUACGUAUGUGGACAUUCCUCUUCUGAAGAUGGGGCCGGUGGUUGUAAUUUCCGGACGUACACUCCGACACAGUUUGCGGAACAUUUAGUGCGACAUCAGGCUCCUUAUCCAUGCAGUAUAUGCUCGAUCGCCGUACAGUCCCCUUCUGAAUUAGUCCAUCACAUGAAGAUCCACGGUUUGCGGUUGUAUCAAUGCACGUCAUGUGUGUUCGGUGCCGAUAAUGAACCGGAAAUGUUAGCCCACGCGUCCUCCCGCCACCCGGACAAAUUACCGCAGGCAUACCUCCGAGUUGUUACCAACAAGGAUGGUUCUUCCGAAAUUAGGGUUUUGCCACGAGCGAUCUUAAAUAACUAAAAAGUACCAUUUAGAGACGUCACAUCCAAAGAUAAUGACAACCCUGUUAGAGAAGCGGAAAGAUCUCUGGCGUUGGAAAAACUUAUUGGUCAUACCGAAGCUAUGACUUCCAUUGAACCAAUAGAGUCUACCACAGAUGAGAAUAACGACGGUGUAUCUGCUGAUCCAGGAAUUAUUGAAGAUAGUGAAGUUCUGCUUACAGAAAACAUGGAACAUGACGUCAUGGCACCUCCAGCACUCCUGCCUCACUCAUCCCCUAGGCCCAAUGAGUUGGAAAUUACCGAGGAUCUGAAACACAAAAGUGAAGACAAUAGCGUAAGUUCUAUUAAGACCGAACCCGGAGUUGAGACGAAGAAUAUCUCCUCGGACACAGUAGUUUACUGCUUGGAUAGCGACGAUGACGAGCCCAAAUCACGUGUUAUAGAUAUAUCUGAUGACGAUCAUACUAGCGCACCCACAACUGCAAAGAGUUCACAGCUAGAAGUGCCACGUGAAUAUAAAAAAGUCCCAUUGGAUAGCUUGUUCAAGUGUCCAAAAUGUUAUAUAUUUGUCCGAAAUGUUACAGGGUUUAAGAGGCAUCUCUUUACAUGUGUUGGCACGAAACCCUUCACCCUUGGUGUCGUGCAAUGUCCUCACGGAAUCUGCAACACUCACCUCGGUAGUAUUGCAGAGAUAGCUGAACACUACUUAAAAAAUCACGCCGAUCGCAAAAUUACAAUCUAUGCCUGUGGUGUUUGCAAAGAAAAGUUUAGAUCGGCGACAUUGACCAAAAAACACAUGAAGACAACGCACAAAUCAUUCAAUUUCGCCGCUAAUGCUCCAAUAUCGAUUGAAGGAGACAAUAGGGUUUACACUAUUAAUGAAUCGGCACAGAGAGCAACACAAAAAAGGAAGUCAUCUUCCGACUCCUCAAAAUUGAAACGCUACGGGCCACAGGACAUCGAUCAACUGCCGAUAAACCCGAUUCUGGACAGUUUGGUGUAUUGUGCCUUGUGCGAGUUCAACACUAAGGUGCGGCUCAACUUGGUGCGGCACCUGCAGCUCCACGCGGAGCAACAGCCCGUACCCGACACAGCGCCCGUCAACCCUGUACCACACCUCGAGUCAAACGAGCGGCACUUCGACAAGAUGGUCAACCUCGCUUCCAGCUCCAUCAUCAAUCGCGCACAGGAGAAGCCGACCAGAUCAGAUUUGCCUCCUGUCUCUCUUCUGGUUCCUGACGCUUCUCGAUAUCCCAAGUACGUUCCCGACCGCUUACGAUACACUUGCGGCGCUAAGAGUUGUUCUUACAUAUCGCUGGACGAAGUCAUGCUCCGCAUCCAUUGGGAGACGCUUCACUCCAACUCUAACGAUUAUCUCUGCGUGCACUGUCCGCCGCACCAGCAUACCGACAUGAACAAACCGUUAUCAGCGGUGCGAAUUAUCGGACAUUUGAAGAUGCAUGAGGAAAAUCUUUAUGCUUGUUCAAGUUGUAAUUUCUAUCAUUGCAAACGUGCAAUAUUGGAGAAGCAUCUGUCGAAGUGUCCUAAUGACCCAAAAGAGGCGCAGGUGAUGGUAGUGAGAGAAGGCGGUGUGACGCCUGUCCCGGUGCCGACCCCGCCCGCCACCGUCUCCGCUUCCGCGCCAACCAUGGAUUUGAAGCCGUGGCAGUGUGGGCUUUGCAGCUUCAAAAGCAUGCUCCGACCGGAAGUGACCGAACAUUGCUUCAAAAUACACCAGUCAAAAAUGCAAUACAAGUGCAACUACUGCCCGUUUAGGACUUCGGCGGUGGAGAACGUCACAAAACACCAGGCCAAUGCCCAUUCAAACAAAGCUGGGGAUGUGUUUUAUUACUAUUAUAGAGAGGGCUCGAUACCCGACGAUGAUGAUGGUACGCCGUUGUGGGUGAAACAGAAACAGAAGAGCGCUGCAGCCGAGCCUGUAGUAAAGGCUGAGAUUCCAGAACCUUCUACUUCCCAAUCUGCAGUAGAUCCAGUUACGCCGGUAGUUCCUGUAGAUCUAAAUAUAGUAAAGCAGGAGGUUGAAGAUUUAGAACUAUCUGAGAUAGACAAGGCUGACGAUGAUCUUUGUAAGAAAUUCGGCGAGUACUGUGAGCCAAAAGGUGUGAAGUACAAGUGCCCGCUGUGUACUGCUGUUGUAGAAGACACAGCUGAAGCUAUGCAAUCUCAUUUGUACGAAGAGUUGAAGUAUAGAAAAUGGGCCUGCACCGUCUGUUCUUACAAAGCCUUCCAUAAAACUGGGCUAAACGAACACAUCAAAUCGGAACACCGUAGACACUUUCAAGAGCCGGUCGAACUACCCACAGAUAAGAACGUAGAACAAUGGGUUGCCGGACUGAUAGAGCAUCAAACAAGUCUAAUAGAAAAGGCCAAACAAAAUCCGCCCGUAGAAGACAAACCUUCCACUUCUAAGGGUGUCACUGAUGAAGCAAACUUGGAGGAGCUUAAACAAGCGUUCGGAUCGUUUGGCUCACCGCGCGACUCUCUACUCUGCUGUCCGAAGUGUAGUUGCACUUUGAAGGACGAGGCAGCCAUGAAGGAACACUUGGAAAGCGAACUGAACAAAAUAAGGUGGUGCUGCAGUAUUUGCACGUUUAUGUCGCAGACGUAUCAUGAGGCGCAGUUCCAUUGCAAGAGCCAGCAUUCGGCGAGUGCGUCUCCGCGCGAGGCGUUGCGCGACCCCGCGCGCCGCGCUGCCUGGGUGCGCGCCGUGUUGCGGCACCAGCUCCGCGAGCUCACGCACGAGCCUGCGCACGAGCCCGUGCACGAGUCCCCGGAUGAGUCCGCGCGCGAACCCGCUCACGAGCCUAUGCAUGAAUCCACGACCGAAGCUGCGCAAGAACCCACAAAAGCGUCCGCUACAACGCUCAUCGACACGCCCACAGCCGACUCCGAUGAUAACUCUUUACUGGUAGUUAGGUACGAGGAGCGCGUGUCCUCUACGGCAGAUUUGAGUAAACGAAAAAGAAGCGCACCCGUCGACAGUGACGAAGAGAAACUAGUCAUUGACGAGUCUGAACCGGUCAAGAAGGCUAAGUCUCAGCCUAAAACGUGCCCGCAUUGUGAUUUCAAGACUAAGUGGACUAACGCGUUAAGAGAGCACAUACUGAGACAUUACAAUUUGAAACCAUUUAAGUGCAAAUAUUGCGACUAUAUGGGAUACAGGCCUUCGGUUCUCAAACACACAAGAGCGGAGCAUCCAAAAGAGCGUGUCUGCAUGGAAUCAACGCAGAUCCCAUCGGAACCACCGCAGGUAAUCGACCUGCCGAAACAUCACAUGAAGAAAUCUAGCAUCCAAGAUGAUAUCGCCAAGCAGAUCUGUUUACAUUGUGAGAAACUUGUUUCGGAUAAGGACAUGGAUACACAUAUACAUGAAAAUACGGUGACAGAGUUUGGUAAGAAAGGCGAGGUGGUAGUGAAGUGCUGUAUUUGCCUAGAGUUGCGGUUGGAUGCGCAGUCUUUGCAGGACCAUCACAACUUAUGUCACCCUGGAGUGCCUAUCAACUACGCGUUCUUCAAACUGCAUUGUGAUUCACGAGAGUGCUACUACUGUGGGCACUGCGGCCUCCGGUUCAGCUACCUACGGGAUUUGAGAUCGCACCACAGAGCGACACACAGUGGCGUGCAGAUGAAAUACACCGCUGCCCAUCCAGGCACAGCUAUUGUUCACGACGACUCGGCCAAGAGGAAAAAUGAUGAUGAAUCUGUUGAACCAUCACCAAAACGUGUGGCGAGGAAGUCUACUACCAAACUACCUUUUAACGCAGUCGCUAAGAAGUCAACUACGAAAUUGCCUCAUAGUGUGAGUGAUGCGGACAAAGAAUAUACAUUUUACGGUACUAAAGCUAGUUCGCUGAAUGAGUACGCUAAUGUGACGACCUUGAUGCCGUUCUGUAAUACUUUGGUGCCGUUUACGGUUCAGAAGUUGAGUGAGAUUAUAAAAAUCGAACCUGUUGUGUUGGUGGAUAAUAAUGUACAAUAGUGUGAUAGUAGAGUGGACUAUUGAACCGGUUUUUGUUUUUCUGUUGUCGAUAACAGACUGUAAACUGAUUGUUGUGUUGAGUGAUAUUUGAUUAAUAUGUGUAAUCAUUUCAUAAUUUCUAAGGUAGUGAAUACAAGUUGUAUUUGAUUUAAAAUAAACAAAAGUUGCCAGGAUUAUUUCAAAUUUUGUCAAGUAAUCGGGCAAAUUGUCAGAAUAAUAUCUUAAGCUUUUAUUAUUCUGAAGGUCAUGAUUAAGUGAUUAUAUUUAAUUAUAUCUAGUUGAUUACAGCUCAGCAUAAACAUCUGAUUUGAAGGAAGAAACGCAGUUUUAGUCAAACAUUGCUAAUUAAGAACGUUGGUAAAAUAUAAUCUGUGAUUAUAUUGUAUGAGUGUGCUUUGUGUUCCAUGUGCAUUUAUUGAGAGAAUAAUUAAUAUUUAGAUAUAGCCAAGGUACUUGGUAUCAUAGCUAGUUGCCGACUUUGAAUAAGUUUUGUAUAUAACGUAGAGAGAUAAGGAUAAGGUGUUACUACGUUUGUCUACUUUAUACUUAACAAAUGUUAAACGCAGUAGGCGAGCGAGUACGGGCGCGAGGUGUAAUCAGAUGACACCUACUUAUAAAUAUGAGGAAUCUAGCGUUUAUUACCUAUCUAUUUAUGUAUCUGUUUACAUCUAUAAAUCUGUCUUGUGGAUAAACAAUGUAUCAAUUAUAAUAUAAUUGGUCGAAAGUCAAAACCUUGUUUUAGUUACAUUAAAUUGUAAGAGUAGAAAUAUCACUGAUAAUAAUAACAAAAAAUAUCUCGUAAUUUCAGCUAUAAAGUCGUAUAUAUUGUAUUUUUACCUAAAAGUGAACUGUUCCUCAGUUGCAUUUCUUCAUAAUUAUGACACUAAUGUACUUAGUAUGUAGUGGUUAUGUGUGCCAAAAAAAGUAAAACAUAAAUUUAUGUCUAUAAUAUAGAGUGUAGUAAUUCUGUAGUUUCAGAGGCUAAGAUAUUAAAUAAAGUAAGCACCAUAUUUUACAUAUUAGUCAAACAUGGACCCAGUGUCAUUUAAAUACAUAUAGAUCAAGAUUUCAACUUAGUCAAUAUAUUAGUUUUGUCUAUAGGUCUAGAUUGGUAUUUAUGCAUUUUUUAUACUCUCUUUUUGUCUAACCACAUAGCCCUUUACAAUGUAUACUGUGUAAUGAUCUAAUCUCACAUUUAGAACAUUAUAUAUUUGAGGGCGAUACACAGCUGUUUUCUGUCAUGUUAUGACACAUCUACAUUGCGGUAAUUAGUUUCAGCAUACUUACUAUCAGUCUUACUUAAAAGAAAUUUGUGUUCUAACCAAAAAAAAAAAAAAAUUACUCGACCAACUGUAAGUCAAAACCCGCCAUCUUGCCUCUAAAUAAGGUUUAAACUAGGAAUCGGUGAUUUUUUUGACAGCGGUUCAAGCAAUUCUUAACAACCUCUUAACGCUAAAACAAGUUUAUAAGUAAGACUGUAUAAUAUGUAUAUUAUAUAGUUUAGUGUUAUAGUUAGAUUAUUGCAUUCAAGGUAUAAGUGUCCUGAUUGUAAUAGUUUGCUGUGAAAUGUAACCACCUUAUUUUUAAAUGUUAAGCAAUGUUUUAACCAUUCGCUGUGUAGUCACUUUGAUAGGUCGAAUAAAUUGAAAGUAGAAUUAAAACGUUGGUUAAAUUAAUGAAUAAA